This is a messenger RNA of Labrus mixtus (cuckoo wrasse), 2777 nucleotides long. It is a transcript of the gene smpd2b, whose product is annotated as sphingomyelin phosphodiesterase 2b. Gene Ontology annotation, cellular component: cytoplasm. Bases 345 to 1682 code for a protein of 445 amino acids. Gene Ontology annotation, molecular function: sphingomyelin phosphodiesterase activity. NCBI's taxonomy places the organism in Eukaryota, Metazoa, Chordata, Actinopteri, Labriformes, Labridae. The transcript is spliced from 11 exons. The record is from RefSeq and is a predicted model, not a curated record.
CCGGAGGUCAUGACAAAUAUGUUUCACUGCAGGUGACUUUACCCCGCCAGGAACAGCACAUAGCAACGUAAGUGGUGGAAACACCUUUUAGUCGGCGUUAAUCUGUUUGACAUGAUGACCAUCCUUACUAUGUCAACUCUGGGUAAUAAUUAACCAACACAGCAUUAUAAACUAGGCUGGCUUACGUGUAGUCUUUUUUUGGGAACUAAAACCAUUAACGACAUUGUAACUGCACGUUACCUGUCCUGCUAGCUGGCGUCUAAAGGCUCUUGAGGAGCUGUCCCAGUCAUCUCACCUGAUCUGACAAUCCAUCAUCACAUCUACUGACCCACUGACCUGCCAGCAUGGCUAACACAGACGCUGUCAGUGUGCGGGUCUUCUCUCUGAACUGCUGGGGGAUCCGCUACCUCAGCAAGCACUGUCCUCAACGCUAUGCUAUGAUAGGAGAGAUGUUAAGCAAGGAGGAGCAUGACAUUGUCUUACUGCAAGAGGUGUGGAGUGAGAAAGAUUAUUUGUCUUUGAAGAAGAAACUUGCCUCCAGUCAUCCCCACUCACAUUACUUUAAAAGUGGAGUCAUUGGGAGCGGUCUGGCAAUUUUCUCCAAACACAGAAUCCAUGAUACAUUUGUUUAUCGUUACUCACUGAACGGUUAUCCAUACAUGGCUCACCAUGGAGACUGGUUCGGCGGUAAAGCGGUUGGGAUGGCUGUUUUGAGCAUUGGCAGCCUGACUGCAAACAUCUAUGUUACUCAUCUGCAUGCAGAGUACUGCAGAGACAAGGAUUCUUACCUACCUCACCGAGUGGUUCAGGCCUGGGAGCUGCAGCAGUUCAUUCGUCAUACCUCUGCUGGAGCAGAUGUGGUGAUCUUAGGUGGGGACCUCAACAUGCACCCUCAGGACCUGGGUAACAGACUACUGAGGACUUACACAGGACUCAAAGACUCGUAUUUAGAGACUCCGAAGUUUGAAGGAUGUGAUGAGGGUUUGACUCUAAUAGCAGACAACCCGUUUAUCAGUAAAAAGGAGCUCGGCCCCUUUGAGAAGGGAAUUCGAAUCGACUACAUCCUCUUCAAGGGUUCUCCAAAAACAGACAUCUCUUGUGAUUUCAUGUGCACCACCAAAGGCUCCGUCCCUGACCAUCCGUUCCCGUACUCCGACCACGAAGCUCUGACGGCUGAACUCAGGCUGAAGACACACACUCCAUCUGACACUGGCAGUGGCAGCGGCAGCCAAUCAAAGAAGCAGGACUCUCCUGCAGAGAAGUUGGCUGAGUUGGUGGAUAUCGUGACAGAGGCGCGUACAGAAGUCAAGGUGGGUUUGCACUGCGCUGAGGGGAUGCGCUACACAGCCGCACGCACCGGAGUGAUGGGUUUUGCUCUGCUGAUUCUUGAGCUGGCCAUCGCUGCUGUACCCUGGCUGGCUCUGGGAGCAGAACAACCUUUCCCACGCACCUCCUUUUACCUACUGGCUGCACUGUGCUUCGCCAUCCUGCUGACCACCUCUCUGCUGUACAUCUUCUACACCAUGGAGCUGAAAUCACUGCAUGGGACUGAGGACCAGAUGAGGCUGGCUGUAGGAAGUCUGCAGGAGAAGCUCAGGGGGUUUCCUCUGGCUCAGCAAUACAAUCCGCAGAGGAGGCCCCCAGAGGGCCAGGAGCCCAGUGCCUUUGACCCAGAGGAGUAAUACAGGAGUCAAGCAGGUCGAAGUGGGCUACAGUAAUGACGCCUUAGAAGUGAGCUUUAAGAUGAAUGUUUGAGAAAGAAAGGAGCCAUUUACCCUCUGAAUGUGUUAUAUGCUAUUGAGAUUAAGAUCUGUGCUGCUGAAUGAAGUAGUUUUUGAAGGACGUUUCUGAAAGAAGUGCAGGACACAUGCUUUGACAUUUUUAAUACUUUUUAUAUACUUGUCUUUAGCCUAUUUUUAACUAUUUUAUGCACCUCAGCAAAGAUCCUUCCUGUUACGUAGUAUACUUCCGUGCUACUUCUUUUCUUUAAGGCCAGAAAUGUGAUGAUUUGUGUUUUUUUUUUAAGCCUCACGUCCCACUUGCAUUCCAUCCUUUAGUAGUUUCAGCGGGACCAGUCGUUUCUGUUUUUAUAUUCCAGUCCACCAAGAAGUAAUCUAAAUGGCUUCAGAUUGCUUCCUGAUUGACUAACAGAAAGUAGCCCUGUGGUCUCUAUUGCAGGGAAGACAAGGACACUCUGAUGGAUGGAGUUUUACAUUUUGGCCAGUAAUAUUUGUAUUUUUUUGGCGGUGUGCAUCACUGAGAGCUUCCAGCAUCACCUAAAUGCACCUGUUUAGACUUUACACAGUUAGUGUAUAAAAAAAAAAAAGAAGAAGAAAAAGGGACAACUCCCUCUUAAUUUUUCCGUUACCAUGCCGAUUGUCUUGCACUUGAAAGUAUCUGUAUGUUAUAGACAAUCUACACUCCUCUUUCUAGAAGUUAAACAGCUGGAAUGCACUCAAGUCUUAUACUCUUUAACUUUUCACCUCGUCUUUUGACGUGUUUUACAAGACAUCAUGUACUGUAGGGGAAAUUAUAACUGCUUAAUAUGUCUUUAGUGUGCAGUGCACUCACUUGACUAACCCGACAAACCACUUCCUUUUAUGUGUGCCUAGAAAUUACCUAAUGUUCUGUAUCACUUUAAAACAGUGCUGUGACUGAUCAGGAGCCGAGAAAUGACUGAUGAUUUUUAAAAUUAAAUCAACUUUAAUUGAGAAUGUUCAGCUGUUAAAUGUGAUGGGCAUUAUUAUGAAAGCAAUAAUAAAAGAAUCUAUUGUCAA